Molecule: messenger RNA, 1656 nt
Organism: Lactuca saligna
Lineage: Eukaryota; Viridiplantae; Streptophyta; Magnoliopsida; Asterales; Asteraceae
Source: the annotation of a GenBank genome assembly
AUGGCGGCAUCACUGUUCACCUUCUCCUCUACUUCAAGAAGAGUCGUCCCAGCUCCAAACUCUCCUCCUCUUCCCAUAUACAUCAAAGCCACCAACAUAGUUUUCAACCCUGAUAUUCCAGAUGUUCAUCGAGGUCUUGGACUUGAUGAUUUUGUCAAUUUCUUAGUCUCCUGCCGACUCCGAUAUGCAAUCAGUGACGUUCCAUCAGAGUUCUUUCCCAAAAAAGUAUGUGAGUUCUACUACACUGCAACAAUUAAUGAUGAAAACAACGUCAUCUCCGGGACUAUUAGUCGUGGAAGACACUCAGUCUUUAUUACCGCUGGCCUCCUCAGUGUUGCACUCAGGAUACCAAUCUUUGAACCCUUCUCUGAGCUUCCACCUAUUGAACGUUGUCGACGUCUCUUUGACCAACUAGGAUAUGAUCACUCAAAGGCUCGUACUCGAUCAGCUCUCAUUCUGCGUCAAUGUAUGACUCCAGGAUGGAAGUUCUUCACCGGUGCUCUGUGCAAAUGUGUGGGUCACAAAUCUCGCAGUUGUGAUCAACUGAGCACUUAUGAGCAACAAGUCAUCUGUUCCCUUGUUCUCAACAAACGACUUGAUUAUGGGGCUUUCUUCUUUGAUCAGCUUGUUCAACUUCUUCGUGCAAAUGUACGUGCUGAUCAUGUCCCCUUUCCACGCUGGAUUGCUCUUGUGCUAGAUAAAUUUUUCGCUGAAGCUUAUUACUCACACUCUAGAAACCCCAUCCAAUGCCCACGCAUGUCAGUGCGAAUGUAUCAGGAUGAUCCGUUCGAAACUGACAUCGGCAUCUCUGAUCAGAUGAAAGAAUGGAUUGCAAAUCCAUAUACUGUUCCUUCACUAACCGUUGAUACUGAUGAAGGAGCUGAUGGUAACAACGAAGAUCAUGCUGAUCAAGAAGCUGAAUCACAGGAUGGUGGUCAUCUCUCCCCUCAACUUUCUCAUCAUACUCUUUCUGUCGCUAAGAGAGUUCACUCAGCUCAAGGGGAGCAACCAUUUCAGUGGGAGCAACCAUCUCAGGGGGAGCAACCAUCCCAGGGGGAGCACCCUUCUCCGGGGGAGCAACCUUUCUCCCAACAAGUUCCAGGGGGAGAAACUGAUGAUGAUGAUGAUCCAAAAGAGGGAGACAGUGAAUCUGUUGAGCUCGGAUCUGAGGAUAACACCUUAAACCAGACUGAGCCACCACAACCUGUGGUGGAGUCUGAUAGACCAGUUGCUGAGGAGCCUGAUAGACCAGCAGAUACUGAAAAGCUUGCUGAAGAUAGUGAGCAUGAUGAUGAACAUGAUGAUGAGUGUCAGAUGCUGGACAUGAACUUCAUUGAUCCCACUACUCCAGUUCAAGGGGAAGCCUCAGAUGAUGAUGAAGAUGAACAUGAUGAUGAAUGUCAAAUGCUAGACAUGAAAUUCAUUGAUCCCAUUAUGCCAGUCGAAGGAGAAGAUUCUGAUGUAGCUAGUGAGGAUACUCAACCUCUAUCUCGUAACCGCAAGGCAGCAGAUACUAAAUUGGCUUCUUCACACACUGAUACUUCUCUGCCUAGCAAGAAACCUAAGUCCAUCGCCAGCAUAUCUAACUUGGCAGCUGAAUGGAACAUGUCUCCUGAUCAAGUUAAGCAAAUUCUUGAUGAAGCCAAUCAAGCUUAG